Peniophora sp. CBMAI 1063 is the source of this 1052-nucleotide messenger RNA. NCBI's taxonomy places the organism in Eukaryota, Fungi, Basidiomycota, Agaricomycetes, Russulales, Peniophoraceae. The record is from the annotation of a GenBank genome assembly.
AUGUCGGAUUCCGUUCUUCAAGCCGAGCUGGCAGUCGCCAAGGCGCAGUUGGCUCUGGCCCAGGCGCAGGAAGCCGCCCGCGCUCAAGUUGCGGCGGCGGUUGACGCGUCAUCGACACAAAAGGCAGAGUCGGGCAAAGCUGCUAUUGAUCAGCAGGACUGUGCGUCGACCCAAGUCCGCGAAGACGGCAUCAAACACGCGACGAGCACAGAUAUUAUCGAAGAGGCGCCUAAGCGCGUCGAUGGUGACACACACGCCGAAGUGUGGACGAAGCUUCUCGAGGAACCGUUCACACUCGACGCUCGCGAAUCUGCCGUGCACGGCAUCGACUCAACAACCACUGACGCCGAGGUCGACACGCAGCCGGAUAACGACGAUCUACGUGUCGCUCGUGAACUGGCCGAGGCGUCCGAGGACGAGAAUGUUGCGGAAGUCGGUGAUAAACGCGCUUCCGAGCGCGCGUCGAAGACAAGGCGCUCAUCCGCGCGAACGAGGCGCGUGGCAACUCGGGCCAUCCUAGCUGAGGAGGACGACGCGGAGACCUUGGGGUCUGUGACGCCAGCCUCGAAGAGGAAGAGGAGCGAGAUCGAGGAGCUGAGUUCGUCCGGGGAAGAGAUGGAGAACGAUGAUACACUAGGUGCGGAAGAAGUACUCGCCGUCGCGCUCAAUAAGGGCGCCGCUCCGAAGGGGCCCGCCUUCGAGUUCGCCGACUGCGUGAUGCGCUUCGCGGCUUUUGCGUUUUCGUACGCCAGCCUAUGGGGUAAAGAUCAUCAAGAGGCUGUCUUCUCGAUGAUCAAACCGCUCGUGCAGCUGGAACUUGCGCAUUGGUUCGAGCUCGGGCACGAGAUGCCCGGCCUCCCGUCUAGCGCCAUAUCGUGGGUCUCGCAACGCCGUGCGGCAUGCAAGAUCGACGACCCGAGCUACGUGCGGAAUGCGCUCAAGGAGGCGCACCUUGAGCACAAAAUGCUCUCGUGCAUGAGCACGCUCCGGUCUCUCAAGUUCGCCGACGUCGCGCUCAUGCACGGGCGGCGUGGAUACAUCCUGCUGGUGCG